AUGUCGUUCUCGAAAAUGAUGAAUCCGUAUCACUUGACCACUUUCAAUUUCGCUCACGUUCAAUGUGCAUUGGAAAAUCCCAUCCUUGUUCCAUUUCUAAUGAGUAAAGGACUGGAUCAAUUAAUUUUCAAUCACUCUUUAUUAUACCAUCGGAUGGUUGUGGAUGUUAAGCCAUGGACUGGAUUUCAUCAAAAGCGAACCAUGAAAGAGUUGAUUGAAAAUGAAAUCAGGGAGAAGGGAAUUUGGCAUCUAUUGAAAGGAGGUACUGCAUCUCAAGCUCGAAUGUUUUCAUCACUCAUGUCCUUGUUGUUAGGCCUUGUUACCUUUCCGGUGAGCCAUCUGGCCAUUUAUCCCUUGUUUGAAAGAGCAGUAACGUAUCCCUUGGAAACGCUUUGCUUGUCUCAUCUGAGGAGAAAAGCAUCACGAUCAUUGGUGGCCAAAAUUAAAAAACUCCCCAAGUUAUUAGGAAUUUAUCAAACUUCUGAAAAACCUCUCCCCAUAAAAGAUCAACUCAUGCAAAUAGUGAACAAUCUAAGUAGAAAAGUUGAAAAAACAGUGAACGAAUUGGAUGAAUUAAGGAACAGGUAUGGUGUCUUGAAUGGUUGGUAUCGAGGAUUUUUUGAUGCCUACCUGGUUGAAUUCCUUGCAUCUUGGGCUUGUAAAAUUGGAAUUUCAUGGUGUGUGAAUAACGUGUGGAGUGGAAUAUUUGGUAAAAACUCACAGCUUGGAAAAGAGGUGCUCAUUAUUUCUCUAACUCAUACCCUAGUCACUCCAAUAAGAUUUGCGAGAAUGCGUUAUCAAUCGGAUGUGCACCAUGAAUAUCCAAGUUUUUGGCAAUGCCUGCAAAUGAUUUAUAGGCUUGAAGGAGGAUGGAAAGCGUUCUAUAGAGGCACGGUUCUUGGUGAUGUUUUGGUGGAAAUUGGAAAAUAA
Naegleria lovaniensis is the source of this 930-nucleotide messenger RNA. RefSeq lists its product as uncharacterized. The record is from RefSeq and is a predicted model, not a curated record. The transcript is spliced from 2 exons. Lineage: Eukaryota; Heterolobosea; Eutetramitea; Acrasida; Naegleriidae. Bases 1 to 930 code for a protein of 309 amino acids.